Molecule: messenger RNA, 5658 nt
Organism: Chelonus insularis
Lineage: Eukaryota; Metazoa; Arthropoda; Insecta; Hymenoptera; Braconidae
Gene: Syt1
Product: Synaptotagmin 1
Exons: 11
Coding region: 143-1471 (442 amino acids)
Biological process (GO): regulation of dopamine secretion; regulation of calcium ion-dependent exocytosis; calcium ion-regulated exocytosis of neurotransmitter
Cellular component (GO): plasma membrane; synaptic vesicle membrane; axon
Molecular function (GO): calcium ion binding; phosphatidylserine binding; calcium-dependent phospholipid binding
Source: RefSeq, a predicted model, not a curated record
GUUUAAAUCAUUCAAAACGUGUACAUUAACGUCAGUGAGGUCUCUUGGAUCUUUCGAAAGUGCUAACGACACACUAACGUGGAAGUUAAGCUAACGGGAGCGGUCUUCGUUUUUUUGAAGGAAACGACACCAUAUUAACAAAAUGUCGGCGACGAGUAGUAAAACGCCGAUCAUGGCUGAAAGCUUGACCGGAAAUGUUGCGAGUAAUACGCAAAACCCAGCAUUGGCCAUGCCAAGUACAACAUUGAGGAUAGUGGCAACCAGUGAAGAUCUUAUUACUGAAACAAUCUCUGAGGUUCCCACAGAAUCAACAGCAGAAAGAAUUGAAACGAAGAUAGAAGAUGUUGGAAAAGAAAUCAGCGCAGCUACAGGGAUUCCAACAUGGGGAUUAGUUGCUAUUUUAAUUGCGGUUGCAGUGAUAGUCUUAGGUAUUUGCUUUUGCUGUAUAAGAAGAUGCUUCCGCAAACGUCGCUCCAAGGAUGGCAAAAAGGGAUUGAAGGGAGCAGUAGAUUUAAAGAGCGUUCAACUGCUUGGUGGAACGUACAAAGACAAGGUACAGCCGGAUAUGGAGGAGCUGACAGACAAUGCUGAAGAACCUGAUGAAGCUGAAAGUAAACAAAGCGAGGUCAAACUUGGAAGACUGCAGUACAAGCUUGAGUAUGACUUCAACUCGAACAGCUUGGCAGUGACAGUAAUCAAGGCUGAAGAUCUACCGGCCUUGGAUAUGGGCGGUACUUCAGAUCCUUAUGUAAAAGUGUAUCUACUUCCUGACAAGAAAAAGAAGUUUGAAACUAAAGUUCACAGAAAGACGUUAAAUCCAGAAUUCAAUGAGACCUUUACAUUCAAAAGUGUACCUUAUGCAGAUGCGAUGAAUAAAACUCUAGUUUUUGCUAUCUUCGAUUUUGAUAGAUUUUCAAAACACGAUCAAAUUGGAGAAGUAAAAGUUCCAUUGUGUCAAAUUGAUUUAGCUCAAACGAUUGAAGAAUGGCGAGAACUGCAAAGUGUUGAAGGAGAAGGUGGACAAGACAACAAACUUGGUGAUAUAUGUUUCUCUCUGCGUUAUGUUCCAACUGCUGGAAAACUUACAGUAGUUAUCCUUGAAGCGAAAAAUCUGAAGAAGAUGGAUGUCGGUGGUCUUUCAGAUCCAUAUGUUAAAAUUGCUUUGAUGCAAAAUGGAAAACGAUUGAAGAAAAAGAAGACUUCUAUCAAGAAAUGUACUUUAAAUCCUUACUAUAAUGAAUCAUUCACUUUUGAAGUACCCUUCGAACAGAUACAAAAAGUGAAUCUAAUGGUUACUGUAGUGGAUUAUGACCGUAUUGGAACAUCGGAACCUAUUGGCAAAGUCAUACUUGGCUACAAUGCAAGUGGCACUGAAUUGAGACAUUGGUCAGACAUGUUGGCGUCACCAAGACGACCAAUUGCUCAGUGGCAUACGCUCAAGGAUCCUGAAGAUGGUGAUAAGAAAGACUAAAAACAUUCCGUUGAAUCUUAGAGAGUGUAACCUUUUGACAAAUAUUCUCCAGAAAUAAUUGGUAGAUAGUAUUUAUAAAAGAGCGUUUUUUUAGGAAAAUAUUACAACAUCUUAAACCAAAAAAGGGAUAAUACUUUGAAGGAUCUUAAGCCGAUGCGAUAAUAAUAAUCGCCGAUAAAUAUAAUCAAGAACUGUUAAAUUACUAGAUAAAAAAUAAUCAUUUCAGCACAUAUUAAUUUUAUAGUUAAAAAAAAAAAUUAAUUCAUGUUGUGAGUGAUUUUUUUAAAGAUUAUGAAAUGGUUUAAUCGAUAAACAAAAUAUAUUAAUUAUCAUAGGUUUAAUAAUUAUUGUUAUUAUAAUCGUACAGAUUAUUUUCUUUUGUUAUCAAGAGUAAAAUACUCUCGUUCACAAUGUCUUCGUACGCUACAAUAAUUAAUGAAAAAAGAUUAUAGAUUUAUUGUACAGGUCGUUCGCGUUUUCGAAGUGAGAUGACGUUCCUUAAUAUGUAUAUGUCGGAAUCUUUAGAAGAAAUCGAUUUAAAUGCUUAUUAAAAUAUAAAUAUAUAUAUACAUAAAAUAUUCUUCAUGUCAUGAACAAACAACGAGAAUUAUUAAAUUAUACUUAAUAAUUAAUAAUGUAAUUAACAGAACCAACUUUUAAAUAUUAUUGUCUAAGCUUCGAGACGCGAAAGUCCAUUUAAUUAUCAUUAAAAAAAAAAGUUGUAUGUAUAUAGAAAAAAUAUAUGCAUAUAAUUGCUGAAAAUUCAUAAAUUGAAAUAACAAAUUGUAACAAAUAUCAUUCAAUAAUAGAUAAUAUUAUUAUUGUUAAUUGUCAAGGGUUUUCUGCUAUUUCCCUUUCUUAAAAAAAAUAAAUCAAAUAGGCCUAUUCAUUUAGAAUAUGUUACGCUAUUCAGGUGUAUAAUGAACUUUAUCAAAACAUUUUCAAAGUACUUAAAAAAGAUUGAGAGACAAAUAUUGAGUAAGGAUAUGCUUUUAUGUUGCUCUAAAUUGUGUUCUUUUCAAUUGAGGAAUUGAGUUAUGUAAAUAAAAUAUUCUAUAUAUAAAAUGUUUCUUUGAUGUGAAAAUGAAAAUGUAAAAUGAAAUGAAAAAAUCAAUGUUCUGUAUUGAUAGAAAAUGGGAUUCUUUUUUCAAUUAUGUCAAUUGAAUUUACAAUGAAAUAUUUAACAAAAGAAUAUUUAAAAAAUUGUCUCUUAUUCUUUAAAUUUUAAUUAUCAGUGAUGCUUUAAAUAUGAAUGAAAUGGAGUUUGUAAAUAUUACUCCAAAUAACAAAGUCCUAAAAAAUCAAGUUGUACCUUAUUGAACCUAAUUUCUCAUUUUCUCAAGAGAUUUUGAGGAAUUUUAAUUCUCCUGCUGAGAGAAAGAAUUAUUCUUCCUACAAAAAAGCACCAAAGUCAUUAUUUAUAAACAUUCAAUUCAAUUAAUAAAAUAAUUAUUUAACUUUUAAAAAUUUGAUUAAGAAAAUUAUAUUUUAAAAAUUUGCUCAAAUAUUAAAAUUACAUUCAAAAAAAUAUUUUUAUCAAACAGUAUAAUUUUUUUUCUCAGUAAAAAAAAAAUGUGAACAAAAAUAAAAUCGGCCUUCUUAAUGCGUUGAAGCGUCGUCCGAAUAUUUCUUACUCACACGGACAAUAUAAUAAAAUAGAUGUACGCGCAUGCAUUACGAAUUAAGAGAUGUGAAAAGCCAUUUUCUCAAUGCAACGUUAUAAUCAUUAUCAUCACAGGUAUUAAUGUUGUUGAUUACUAUAAAAAAAAGAAAAUAACAAUAAUAAUAAUAAUAAUAAUAAAAAUCAUUUAAAUCUGUUCAUAAAUAUACAAGGAACGAAAUAAAAAUAUCUAAGGAUUCUUCGAUAAUAAAAAAAAAGCGUUAAUAAGUAUACACUGAUAUCACAAUCCAUGAAAAUAAAUAACCGUAUGAAAAAAUCAGAUUAUUGAAGAACAAUUUUUCAACGUUAUUUUAAUAAUAGGACAUGCACAAGACGUUGUUUUGUCCCCUGUAUCUUUCGCUUUGUUGCUCUUUGGUACCAUAAAAGCUUGAACGCUUUAUAUGUUCUCCAGCAUAUUCCAACACAGAUGAGGUAGAGGCUGAAAAAUGUCUUCAACUUAAAAUCAAUAGAUAAAAUGAAUGGAUACAAAAAUCAGAACGGUAUCAAUACAUGGUAAAUGCGAAAGAGAUACACUGAUAUAAAUAAUCAAUUACGACUCAUAACAAAAAAAAGAAAACAUUUCAUAUUUAUUUUUAUGCUGUCAUUUUACUUAAAAUUGAUAUAUUUAUAAACUUUUAGUUGAUUAUUUCAGAUCAUAUUUCAACAUUACAUUUUAUAAUUAGUAUUGUUACUCAUGAUAAAAAGCUUUACGAUUAAUUAUUAAAUGAUUUACACGAAGACAGCGGCGUCGAAUCAAACGAGAUCGAAAGAUAUGCACGCAUUGUUAUAAUUUAUCAUCAUUAUUUUUAAACGUGCUAUAUUAAUUUUAUUUAUUUGUCAUUUUGUUUAUCAUUUUGUUGCAUUGUGUGUUAUUAUAAAUGUUGGAUUACAUUAAUUAUUAUGAAAAAGCCUCGCAUUAUCAGAGGCAAGUCCAGCAGAAGAGUACCUCAGAGUGUAUAAUAAAUAAAAUGAUAUAUGGCACUACAAGUGUAUAUAGAGUUAUAUAACUGUCUGGUCCGUAAAGUGUUUAUAUAAAAAAAGAAUAGAUAGAGUAAAAUAUAUUGCACGCAUCUGCACGCAUAUAUCUAUUGAAUGUUUGAAUAGAGUGCCUUUAAUUAUUUUUAUUAUUCUUUCGCUAAAAAGUCGACUCGGCAUUUUUAAUCGACGUCACUGUCCUCAACGUCGAGAAUAAAACAAAAAAGAUUAAGUAAUUAAAUAAAAUAAAUAAUUAUCAUAAGUAAUUAUUAUUAUUAUAUCAUCAUCACGACAAAUAGAAGACAAAGGAUGUAAUGCACCCCAUAAAUUAUAAAUGAUAUCAUAAUGUAACGUAUCAUCUACUUACAUAAACAUAUUCCUGCGACAAUUAAUCAUUAUAAAAUUUCGUUAGUCUAGUCUGAUGAUCAUUCCUGCAAUUUUCAUAUAUAUUAUCAUCGACGUUCGAGUAUCAUUAGGUGUCAUUAGUGAUCAUUAUCAUUAGAAAUCAAAUAAUUAUCUAGAUGAGUAAUAAAGUGUGUCGUUGAUCGACGUGAAGUAGACAAAGAAAUAAAAAAUAAAAUGAAGUGAAAAUUGUGACUAUUAAAUGAGAAAUGUAAAAGUUGAUGUAGAUGUAGUAAUAGGCAAUUCAUGUGUAUAUUAAUAAUUCUAAUCCUCAUCUCAUAGUUUAUUCAUUUAUGUUUAAUCAAUGAUUAACCUUUAAGUAAUUUAGUCAAGAGAUUACCAUUUUUAAUUGAUCAUAGUGUAACACGAUAAAAAAUUUAACAUUUUAUUGAUGAUUCUUUUGAUCUAUCAAUAAUAUAACACCAUUAGACACUGGUAGAAGAACAUCGUUAAAGAAUACAGAGACAUUCGAAUGAUUCCAGCGUAAGAAUUAACAUAAUUAUUGAAUUUGUAGAAGUAGAAUUUCAUCAUUAAGGCACUUCUUCAUAUUUUAUGCACUUCGAUUGUCAUCGUAAUAAUUGUUGAGUAAUAAAUGAUAUGACUUUUAUUAAAAUCUGAACGACAGUGCCUUCCUGUAUUCAUUAGCGAUGUUUAGGAGCAAUUUUCUAAAAGCACCACCAUAAAAGCAUAUAAAAUUAAUCGCUAGAAUCACAUAUUUAUUUUUUCAAUAUUUAUCACUGAAUUUUAACUCUUCAUAAAUGAAAAAUAACUCGGUAGAAAAUACUCAAGACUUUGGCUUGCGAACGAAAAUCAUUGGAAUAUAUCAACAACUUGCAUUAAUAUUAUUUAAUAAUUUGUAUUAUGAAAAUUAUGCAACACUAUACAUUGUAAAUCUAUAUAGAAGUUAUGAUUAUUAUUCUUAUUAUUAUCAUAUUGUAACGAUUAUGUAAUAAAUAUUGUUGUUAACAUAAAAACAUAUUUUCCGUUGCUGAUUCGUCGAAUUUUUCUAACAGAUUGUAAUUUUAUUUUUUGCAUACAAUCUACUCGCAGGAUGAUUUCUUUUUGUCAAACCGUGGGGCCGACAACUUUCGUACUUGUGUAGAUUAUAUCGACGAAAUGUUAUUAAUUGAUUUUAAUAACUGUGAUGACA